Messenger RNA from Symbiodinium sp. CCMP2456, 744 nucleotides. The record is from the annotation of a GenBank genome assembly. NCBI's taxonomy places the organism in Eukaryota, Dinophyceae, Suessiales, Symbiodiniaceae.
AUGAGAGGCCACGAGCUGAAGGUCAGCGAGGUCGAAGCCGAUGGUUGCGUGCCGCUCUCGCAGACGCGCUACGCCAAGCGUGGUGUCGCCGAGUCCGUGCCGGUGGUGGACAUGGACAAGUGCAUUCAGUGCAACGUUUGCAGUGCCAUUUGCCCACACGCUGUGAUCCGUCCCUUCCUGCUCUCACAUGCCGAGCUCAAGAAGGCCCCGGAAGCGUUUGAUGCACGCAAGGCAACGGGUGGGAACACGUACGCUGGACUGCACUUCCGCAUCCAAGCCUCUCCGAACGACUGCACUGGCUGCGAGGUCUGCACCAACGCCUGUCCAGUUGGAGCUUUGUCCAUGCUACCCCGCGUGGAGUCACUCGACAAGGGCCACGGUGACAACUGGGACUAUGCCAUGACCAUCCCGAACCGCGGCAAGCGCUUCGAUGCCAAUACGCUCAAAGGCUCUCAGUUCCAGGAGCCUUUGCUGGAGUUCUCCGGUGCAUGCGAAGGAUGCGGCGAGACUCCUUAUGCCAAGCUUGUGACGCAGAUGUUCGGCAAGCGCUUGAUUGUCGCCAAUGCCACAGGCUGCAGCAGCAUUUGGGGAGGAACUGCCGGCUGGGUUCCCUAUGCCACAGACAAGGAGUCGGGCAAGGGCACCGCUUGGGGCAAUUCGCUGUUCGAAGACAAUGCAGAGUACGGUCUGGGUCAGGUCAUCCACGUCCGCCAGCGUCGCCGCCAGCUGCGUGACCGCGUGGAG